AAUUACUCGCUCAAUGCAUUCAAGCAUACACAUAUGUACAUUUUUACUGUUUCUAUUGCAUUAAUUCGACCUUUUCUUUAUCAGAGUCCAAAUUGCCGUCGAACUCGUAGAAUCGUAUGCCAGUUAGAAAUGAUGUCCAGCGCGCCUUGAUUCAGUCUACUGCUGUCGAGAACUCGGCUGGAAAAAUAUUAUCUGCGAUGACUUUUAAAAUCACUGACGGAUGAUUUGGUGGGGCGCACAACAGUUUGGAAGAGGUGGAUUUUCAGUCCAUGUCCAAUGAAAGUUCCUGCAAAGUUCGACUCGUCCAUAUUGUCAUUGAGGACCAUUUUUCGGCUCGAGCCUGAAAGUCUUCCGAGUGUUCAUCAGUACGACGAAGUCUUCUGAUCUCUCGUCUGAGGACUAUCGCAAAGGAUCGCUUUUGGCUGAAAAUAAUAGAUAAAAGUCUAUUCCCCGAUUUUUCUUUCGUUUUCCAUAAUUUUGUUGAUUUUCCAGACAUUAAAUAUACAAAUCAGCUGUUUUCAUAGCGCAAUAACGCAGCUUAUGCCAAUGUAAUCGCCUAUUCUGCGUUAAUUUCGACAUCGAUAGCAUACUCACGGGAGUGUAACUAGGCUAUCAGAAUCGGUUUUUCUUAAUAUUGUACGAUCUUGAAAAAAUGAAUACCCUCUGCAAUGAUUCACAAAAUAAAGCAACCCUAUUUUUAUAAACCGUGUGUUUGUAAAUAUUAUGUAAAAGGAUGAAAUUCUACACUAAGUUUAAUUGGCUUUGCAUAUAUUUUGCAAUCAGCGCAUUUGGUGUGUCAAGCCAAGAGGAUUAUUGUGCAGAGCUUUCCACGCAAUCAUUAAGCCGAAUUUUGGGUCAAGCAUUUAAUCCGCGCUAUAUGAGCAUUGAUCCGCCAGGAGGACCGCAUGAAGAAAGCUACAAUUUGGGAUAUAAAAGAUCGUCAUAUGAAAUACCAUUUUAUGCCGACAGUGAUGUCGUUUCAUUGGGAAACUUUCCGGCUUGGGAGACGAACCAUUUUGCAUAUUUCGGAAAAAGAGAAGAACCCAUUAAAGGCAGGAAAAUCCGCAUAAGAAGUCCUGUUGUUGAAAGAGGUGGAAAUGCGAACAUUGACGUUUUUAAACACCGUCCGUGGGAGUGCUCAUCAAAGAUUAAUUGGAUUGAUUUGGGAUUAAAUUAUUUUCCACGUUAUAUCCGUUCGAUUGAAUGCAUUUCUAGAAAAUGUUGGUAUGGGCACUUUAAUUGCAAACCAAAAUCAUUUACCGUAAAAGUUCUGCGCCGAAAAAGUGGUUCAUGCAUUCAAAUAAAUGAUAAAUUAGUUUUAAUUACCGCAGAAAAAUUUAAAAAUGAUUACGCGCAGCUCUGGAUUUGGGAGGAAAUAGCAGUUAAUUUUUGCUGUGAAUGUGUUAUGCUAUACUUAUAGCUCUGUUUAAUAGAAUUCACAAUAUAAAAUUUUCAAAUUUUUAA
Messenger RNA from Drosophila miranda, 1464 nucleotides. RefSeq names its product protein trunk. The record is from RefSeq and is a predicted model, not a curated record. The transcript has a single exon. Lineage: Eukaryota; Metazoa; Arthropoda; Insecta; Diptera; Drosophilidae. The coding region runs from base 734 to 1420 and encodes 228 amino acids. Gene Ontology annotation, molecular function: signaling receptor binding.